AUGGCAGAACAAUGGGGUCUAGACGAGGCGCUGUAUAUCUGGGAGCUUGUAAAAGAUGAGUGUAGCCAAGUACCUGGUUAUGGGCAUACAGGGGAUUUCGUUUCAACGAAGGUACAAGACACACAAGCCAUCUUGAAGCCAGCACCUGCGGAAGAACAAUCAUCUGAAGAGGAUUGGGAGACGGUUAAGUGUAGAUGGAAGAAAAGAUCUCAGCCACUAAAGAGUUUACUUCAAGACGAGCCCGAAAAAGCAGUCACCAAAGAGACGAACAGCGUCAUCAACAGACUGAAGCAUCUGGGUUGCACUUCGGAGAACCGCUUCAAAGCUCUCAUCAAGCAUGACACAAACGUAGUAACAAAGCUUGCCGAGCCGAUAGAAAGACCACGACAUUCGCCCAAUGGCGACGCAAUACCCAAAACACCCGACUCUGUUCGAGAGACCGCUUGGAUGGAGCCUCGUUCGGCACUGAAGUGUAACUCGCCUUCCACUUCCCGCUCAAACAAGUCAGUCGUUAUCAACGCACAGGCUACAAUUCUUCCGCUUGGUACCACACCGGUUACGACAACGCCACAUCACGAACACACGGUUGCAGAGAAGAGCCACAGACGCCUCACGUAUAAUCGAAACUCACGUUCCUAUAUACCGUCAUGCUGGGCAAGUCCAGAAGGAUACGAAAAGUACAACACUAGCCAUUGCAAGGACACCUGGGCGACUAUAGAUCGGCUCUAA
Molecule: messenger RNA, 729 nt
Organism: Alternaria postmessia
Lineage: Eukaryota; Fungi; Ascomycota; Dothideomycetes; Pleosporales; Pleosporaceae
Exons: 1
Coding region: 1-729 (242 amino acids)
Source: RefSeq, a predicted model, not a curated record